This is a messenger RNA of Schistocerca nitens (vagrant locust), 2658 nucleotides long. Its product is annotated as xaa-Pro aminopeptidase 1-like. Bases 41 to 2140 code for a protein of 699 amino acids. NCBI's taxonomy places the organism in Eukaryota, Metazoa, Arthropoda, Insecta, Orthoptera, Acrididae. Gene Ontology annotation, molecular function: metalloaminopeptidase activity. The transcript has 14 exons. The record is from RefSeq and is a predicted model, not a curated record.
GGCUGCGACGCCGGACGUCUCGCGUCGCAUCGCAAGCGCCAUGGCGUCCGCCCGCGACCUGCUGCUGCUGUGCGUCGUGCUGGGUGCGUGUUGCGGGUUGCGGCCGGCAGGGGCUGUUGCGGCGCCCGACUGGGUGCGGCGGCGGGCGUGCCCCGCGACGGCGGAGGACCCGCAGCCGGCCGCCAGGGUGGGCACCGAGGCGCGCGUGCGCAGGCUGCGCAGCCUCAUGCGAGACCCCAGGCACCUGCUCGACGCCUACCUCGUCACCUCGUCCGACCAGCACCAGAGCGAGUUCCUGGCACGGUCGGACCGCCGUCUGGAGUGGAUCUCGGGCUUCUCGGGCAGUUACGGCGAGGCGUUGGUGACGGCGCAGCGCGGGGGCGGCGAGGGCGGCCAGGCCGCGCUGUGGACCGACGGCCGUUACCACGCGCAGGCCGACGACCAGCUGGACUGCGGCUGGCAGCUCGUGCGCCACGGCGUCGUACAGCUCUCCGUCCAGGGGUGGCUGUCAGACGUCCUCCAUGUGCCUGCUGCUCGUGUGGGUGCUGACCCACACUUACUGCCUCACACCGAUUGGCAUGCAUUAUCGGUUGACCUUGCAAGUAUUAAUGUGACGUUGGUGGAAAUUCGAGAAAAUUUAAUAGAUAAAAUAUGGACUGAGAGAAUGAUGUUUAAGAAAUAUCCAGCACAUGUUCUUCCUGUGGAAUAUGCAGGAGAAACUUGGGAAAAUAAAGUUUCGAGACUGAGAUCUCACCUAGCUUUGACAGGAGCUGAUGCUAUGGUAGUGACGGCUCUUGAUGAAGUUGCCUGGUUGCUCAAUAUACGAGGACACGACAUUCCAUAUUAUCCAGUAGUGCAUGCAUAUGUUAUUGUAAGUCAGAACAUGUUGCUCCUCUUCAUUGAUCCUGCAAAUUUAUCUGAUGAAGUAAGGGAACAUCUCAAGAUUGAAAAGUGUUUUAGUGCAAACUGUUUUAGCGUACGGCCUUACUCAAGUAUCCUGGCUGGUCUGCACACUGAGUCACAGCAGUGGAACACUGUGCUCCUCCCAACAGAGUGUACCUACAGCAAAGGUGCCAGCCAGGCCAUCUACUCAGCUGUCAGUGAAAACAAGUGGAUGCCUCAGCAAUCACCAAUCAUUUUCAUGAAAUCAGUCAAAAAUUCUGCUGAAAUUCGUGGAAUGCAAAAUGCUCACAUACGAGAUGCAGCUGCACUUUGUGACUUCUUUGCUUACAUGGAACAGAGGAUGAAAGAUGGCUUCAUUUGGGAUGAACUCACUGUAGCAGAAACAGUAGACGAGUUUCGCAGGGAGCAAAAGCUGAGUCGUGGGCCUAGUUUUGCUACAAUUGCAGGAUUCGGUCCCAAUGGAGCAUUACCACACUAUGAGCCAAACAACAUCACUAGCCUCACAAUUGAUAACAGUAGCAUGCUUGUGCUUGACUCUGGUGGACAAUAUUUAGAUGGGACAACUGAUGUCACACGCACUUUGCAUUUUGGGGAACCCACAGACUUUCAGAAAGAAGUAUACACACGUGUAUUAAUUGGUUCCAUACAGAUGGCCUCAUUGAUAUUUCCAGAGGAUGUACAAACAUCAAACAUAGAUGUACUUGCCCGUGCUCCUUUGUGGAAAGUUGGUCUUGAUUAUCAGCAUGGCACAGGGCAUGGAAUAGGUUCUUAUCUAAGUGUACAUGAAUCUCCAAUUAUAGUAGUGUACAGCACAGGAAAUGAGACAUUCCAGAAGGGUCAGUUCUUCUCUAAUGAACCUGGUUACUAUAAGGAAGGUCACUUUGGCGUUCGUCUAGAAAACAUCUUGGAAGUAGAACGAAGACAAACAGAGCACCAAUCUCACAAGACCUAUUAUGGGUUUAAAACUGUAACACUUGUACCAUAUGAACCAAAACUUAUAAAGGAAGAAAUGCUUACCAGCGAACAAAGGGACUGGCUGAAUGAAUACAACUCACAGAUUCGAAGCUUAGUGGGAGCAGAACUGAAACACCAGAAGAGAAUGAAGGGUUUUUAUUGGAUGAUGUCAAAAACAGGAUAUGUGCCUCCAUAUUGUGCACGAUAUAACAGGGCAGCAGCUUAUAUUCCAUUAUGCAAGAUGUUCAUUCUUUUUGCUAUGUUGAUAUGUUGGCUCUUUUAAAACAUCAGAUACACAUACGAUGUUCACAGACCAUAAUAAAAUAAAAUAAUCUGAUGGUAUGAGUUGCUGGAAAAUCACAUUUUUGAAAUGCACAUAAUGUGAGCAAAACUUUAUUUUGGCAUAUUAAAAUUUCAAAGCAUGGAGUCAUUUUUACAUGUUGUUAAGAUGUCAUGAAUAGCCUCACCCCUGAGCAAAGGGCUUCUAUUUUUUUCCUUGAAAUGUGCAAUGAAAUAUUUUUACUACUGUUAUUUAUUCAUAGGUAGAUAAGCAUGAAACAGUCAAAGGAUAAUAAAAUUUAUUAAAGGAACAAUAAAAAUGAAGAAACAUUUUGGCAGUUGUAGUUGUGGAUUUCAAUGUUUAUAAAGGUUGACAAGCAAAACUGGAACACGCAUCUUAAUCAAAAUUCCUUGGGCAUUUGUCAGCUAUGUUUCUGCGGAUGAGACACAUUUAAUGCCAUCUGCUACAUCCCUGUGUAGCACUACUACCACAGAAGUCACUGUGGAGGAAAUGUGGUAUAU